Messenger RNA from Saprolegnia diclina VS20, 495 nucleotides. RefSeq lists its product as hypothetical. The transcript has a single exon. Bases 1 to 495 code for a protein of 164 amino acids. Lineage: Eukaryota; Oomycota; Saprolegniomycetes; Saprolegniales; Saprolegniaceae. The record is from RefSeq and is a predicted model, not a curated record.
AUGGCCGACCCGACGUACGGCUUCUUCCCGUCCGGCACCGAGGUGUCGUCGGGCUUGAAGUGGCUCAAAGAGCACCCGAUCGCAGCCACAGCCGCAGCCGCCGCCGCGACCGCCGUCUCGAUCGUCACAUACCUGCGCGCGUCCGAGCCGCGGCUCGAGCAUGUGGUCAGCUGGUGCGACUCGCACGUGAACGAGGCCGACAAGGACGAGCUCGCGUCGCAAAUGCAGUCGCUGCACGUUGACGAUACAGCUACCGAAGAAUCCGAGGCGGCGCUGGCGGCCGAGGCCGACGAGCACAAGGCGGCGUUGCACAAUGCGUCGCCGCAGUGGGGCUGGUACGUGGCAAUCACGCCUCCUCGUGACCCGAUGGCCGCGCACAACCUGCCGCGCGCCAUCACAGACCCUCAGAUGCGAUCGGUACGACCAUCUUCGAACCCACCGCCGCCGUCGUCGCUCGGCAACAUGCGACGUACUGUCUCUGUCAAGAUGCUUUGA